GGUGUGGUUGAGACGCGACUCUGGCGCUGGAUCGUGUUGUAUGUGUAACGGUAAGUAGUGUUGUUGCGUGGAAUUGGUAAGGCAUGCAGUGUAAUUGGGGGAAUAAAAUGAAGCGCGCGAGUUGUAUUAAAAGCAUAAUUAACUGGUUUUAUUUAUUUUUAUUUUGCCAUGAAUCAGGAAAACACAAAACACAUGGAAGACGGACAGAAAGACAUAACGGAUUAGUUAGUAGUCGUACAGCAACUUACUGUACAGCGGACCACCGGCCACUGUCCGUCCGGUAGCCCAAAAAACGAAAUGAGCUGGUGGAGGCCUGUGCGCCACUGCUGCACCCUUCGAUCUGGGCACCAUCUCCCCCUGCGUGGCGGGCUAACGCUUUUAGCGCCCGCGUGGAAAUGCUUAGCCUUGCGUUUUACAGGGUGAGCUGUCCCCCUGACAGAACACUAAGAUUGGACCGAUCACUCGCAAGCACGGUUUGCUUUGGGCCAGGUGUGCCGAGGCAGGCUGGCUCUCUGUAAGUACUGCAUAGUACGUGCAGUUGAGACUCACAAGCUCUCCAGCCGUCAAGUGGCCCUGUCGAGACACUGAGUUACAAACUUUCUUUUUUAAGAAACAUACAAUACUAGUGGCAAGUGAUCACUGAAUCGAUAACGACCGUUUUUCUUCUGUAUUUAAGUUUGAGAUAUAUUGUUUUGUUGUCUAUGGUUGAGGUGCGUCCUCUGUACCUCGCUCCUAGCUUUGCCGUCGCUUACACGAAAUCUGGCUCUCGCUUACACCCAUAUCUAUACUUACGUAGCUUGUUUCUUUUUUUUUUUCGGGGUUUUUGCGAGUACGUAUGUUAACCACUCGAUUGGUCCAUUUCUCGCUAUUCCAUUUGAAUAUAUACUUGUUUUCUAGAUGUAAUCUGAUUCCUCUCCUUGCGGCAUGCAAGCAACCGCCUUAGAUGCUCUCAGAGACACGUUCAGAGUUCUUCUGGCAGGUGUCAACGGUAUCAAAGGCAAACUUUCCAAAGCGUUCACCGCUGCGCAUCCAGUCCUGCUCGUUGCCAAAGUCGAGAUCGGCAACCUGAGGCACGGCUGCAGCGUGCGCAACAAUAGCAGGGCCAUGCUGGGGCCAGUUGCGACGAGCACAGGUCUCGCCCUUGGACUUCAUGUCCCAGUACGAGAAGAAGAGAGGGCAGUAGCUGGCGUGUAGGCUGCCACCGCCCUUGACGACAAUGAAGAUCAGACCGCUCUCAGUGCACUCCUUCAUGUAUUCGCACGACAUCUUCAUGUAACCACGGUCGCUUGUGGAACACUCCUUGGCAAUCUCGCCGUAGAUACCGGCAAUCUUGGCGCGUGAAGUAGGAUCAGACUUGCCGAACCACUUGUUCAGGACCUUGUCAUCGGCGGUGUUGGCCUGGUGCGCAGCCUUGAGAGCAUACUCACGGCAGUCGUUGAAGGCAACGCCGACGGGCAUCUUCAGGUACUUGCAAGUUUCAUCAGCAAUGAUGUUAGACUGGGGAGCUGUGGCGUGUUAGCAAUCUAUUGCACCUCUACGACCUUUACAGGACGUCUCGUAUUGGAUCAUCAUAAUAAUCAGAAGCUAGACUUACGAGCCUCGUAGUUGCCGUAGGACAUGGUGCCGUUGCUGUACAUUCUCACGGCAUAGUUGUCGGACAGGGCUGUGGGAGCUUCGUUGGGAGUCGAGGGAGCCGCAAUGGCAACACCAGCGAGAGCAGCGAAAGCGAUUUGGCCCUUCAUCUUGAAUAAAUUUUUGAUGAAAUAUCGUAAAGCAGAAAAGAAAUAGAUGGAUGAUAGUUGUAGCUUAGCUCCAUGUUGACGCUUGGGCUAACUUGUUAUAUAGACACUUGUUCACAACGCCCACAACUCUGUUAAUUUGGUUUCUAUUCUUGCUACUGAACACCGUUCUGGAGUCAACUGAGCCAAAUGACGGGCACCUUGUCGAAAUGUCUAGUCUGUCAUGGUAGUCAAAGAGUAGAUGGACAGUCAGAAAACGACAACCGCACUUGGAACAAAGGUAUUAUGUGAUUCUGUCUAGAAUCAGCCGUCAUAUUUUAGACAUCUUGGGGAGACAGUCUUGCCCACGCCUCCUCCCACUCAAGCGCAGCUUUCUACUGGUCAGCAUCGUGGCCAGUUGUGUCUAGGAUUGCGUGGUAGGAUAUAAUGCCGCCACUUUGAGCCUGCUGAUAAACUUUAAAUAGAAACAAAAUCUAUGGUGGCGAGGCAACAGUUAGUACAGAAUUAGAACACGGUGCAACCCUGAGCUCUUGUGCGAUGAGUGGUAGGAUGCAACCUUGACCAAGGCUCUGGGACUGGGGAUGACGUCUUGUAGAAUCAAAGAAGCAAAUGUAGCGGUGAUAAAUUUGAGUAGAAAAAGAAAAAAAGGCUUUGCAUAACUUAUUAAACAGUGAGCAGACCUACCUAACUUGUGUAGUAAGAGCGUUUGCUAGGCAGCCGUAUAGCACAGGACAUGGUGACUGCGAAUCAGGAGAUGUCGGCGGGUUAGGCAGCAAAAUAACACUGAAGAAGAAACAGAUUCCAAUGCCAUUAUUAAUUUUCAAGUUUUCUUUUGACAAGUCAAAGCAAACUUCUUCAUCUCAGUUUCUGCUCCCUCAGCCCAUCAAUCUUGUAGUUGGUGGACCGCUUUCCUUUCAGGUACCCGUUGCCGCCGAAACAACGUCAUACCCCGCUCUGCGUCCGCCCCUCCAACGGUGACGACGUCCCGCCAGAAAACAAAGGCACAGCUUUCGCUCAUACAAAAAUCACAUCUACAACAGACGCUUGCGAAUUGAGAUUUCUAAUCAAAAAUGUCGACUCCGUCAGUCACCCUGAAUCGGCUCUUUGCAGCUGCUCCUAUUUCCACCCGAGGACAGCCAACACAGCUCUCUACUGACAGCAAGGGCCAGCGCAUAGCUUACGCGGCUGGCAAAUCCAUUUUCGUCCGAUCCAUCGACAACCCCACCGAAUGCAAGGAAUACACUGGCCAUACCGCCCAGACAACGGUUACCAGGUUCGCUCCCAGCGGUUUCAAGAUUGCCAGUGGUGAUGCGUCCGGAACACUGAGAGUGUGGGAACCCGAAAACAUCGAAAAUGCUGGCAAGGAAUAUAAGAUUAUCGCAGGUCGUCUCAAUGACAUUGCAUGGGACGGUGAGUCCCAGCGUGUUAUUGCCGUUGGCGAUGGCCGUGAGCAGUACGGUCGAUGCAUCACAGCGGACAGCGGAAACUCUGUAGGAGAAAUUAUUGGCCACUCCAAGGCUGUCAAUGCAGUGGCAAUGAAGCCUCAGCGCCCUUUCAGAGCGGCCACUGUUGGCGACGAUGGCAACAUGGUCUUCUACCACGGCGCCCCCUACAAGUUUAAUGACAAGAGCUCGGAACACAAGGGCUUCGUCAUGGGCGCUGCCUAUUCACCUGACGGCGCAAUUCUGGUUACGGUUGGUGCUGAUAAGCGCAUUCAGCUGUAUGAUGGCAAGACGGGUGAAGCACAGAAGCAAAUUGGCGAGGGAGAGCACACAGGCUCCAUCUUCUCGGUAUCUUGGGCUGCUGACAGCAAGAAGUUUGCAACUGCCAGCGCUGACCAGACUGUAAAGCUCUGGGAUGCCGAUUCAGGCAAGCUAAUCCAGUCAUGGAAGUUUGGAGACGGUGUUGACGUCGGCCAGCAGCAAGUUGGCGUCGUCAUUCCCCAUGGCCGAACUGAUGGCCUCAUCAUUAGCCUGAAUCUUGAUGGUGAACUAAUCUACCUCAACGAGGGCAAAUCUGACCCAGUUCGUCUUGUCCAAGGUCAUAGCAACCCUAUUUCUUCACUGGUUGGAACUUCCGAUGGCAAAGGUGCUGGCGUCUGGACCGGCAGCUCUGAUGGCAAGUCAUACUACUGGGAUAUCAAGACCGGCCUUGCUUCAAGUGUAGAUGGACAGGGACAUACAAACCAAAUCGUACAGCUCACUACAUCGACAGGCAAGGUCGUUAGUGUCGGCUGGGAUGAUACGCUGAGAACAGUGGACGAAUCCGCAAAGACGUUCCUCGGUGAAUCAGCACAGCUUUCUUCGCAACCCAAGGGCGUUGCUGCCACUGGCACCAGUGUAUAUGUUGCUACUGGUAACAGCGUUGCCACCUACUCAGGCAGCAAAUUGGUCAAGGAAACAUUGGUCUCGUACUCCCCUGGCGCUAUUGCUGCUUCCGGAAGCUUUGUUGCCGUAGGUGCCGACCAAAACUCUGUUAAAAUCUACAAGACUGGUGCUACAGGCGAGCUCGAAGAGGUACAGUCGCUUAAGAACUCCACGGGCACCAUCUCUGCGCUCGCAUUCUCCCAUGACGGAGAUCACUUGGCUGCCGGUAACAGCGUUGGCAAGAUUUAUGUCUACAAGGUUGGCUCCUGGGAGGUAGUAGCUGAUCGCUGGUCCGCUCACACUGCACGUGUUACUUGCAUUUCUUGGGAUAGCAAAGGUCAAUAUGCUGCCAGUGGUAGCUUGGACACGAACGUCUUUGUUUGGUGCCUCGAGAAGAAGAACCAAGGCAAGCGUAUCAAGGCUGCAAAUGCUCACAAGGAUGGUGUUAACGGUAUUUCAUGGAUUGACGGAGCCACACUAGCUAGUGCAGGAGCCGAUGCCACCGUGAAGGUAUGGGAUGUUAAGGAUCUACCUUGAAACGUGAAACUAGUUGAAAAGAGGCACGGUUGCGUCAGUAUGAAAAAGCAAACAGAUUAUACAGUAAAAAUCGUCAAAUAUAUCGUAUUAUGUACAUAUCCGG
This is a messenger RNA of [Torrubiella] hemipterigena, 4745 nucleotides long. The record is from the annotation of a GenBank genome assembly. NCBI's taxonomy places the organism in Eukaryota, Fungi, Ascomycota, Sordariomycetes, Hypocreales, Clavicipitaceae.